This is a messenger RNA of Vigna umbellata (rice bean), 4633 nucleotides long. Lineage: Eukaryota; Viridiplantae; Streptophyta; Magnoliopsida; Fabales; Fabaceae. The record is from RefSeq and is a predicted model, not a curated record.
ACCGAACACUUAGUCUAUUUUUUCUCACAUUGUCCUUUUGAAUUGAAAUCGGUGGAAGGUGCUUUUUUCAACACUACAGUGUUAUAGUACGUAGAAAAGCCAGUAACGUACCAUUGCCUCUUCACUGUGUGAGGUAGCAAAAGCCAAGCAUAAAGUGAUUCCAUCGUUCCACUAUCGCCUCUUCACUGUGUGAGGUAGCAAAAGCCAAGCAUAAAGUGAUUCCAUCGUUCCACUAUCGCCUCUUCACUGUGUGAGGUAGCAAAAGCCAAGCAUAAAGUGAUUCCAUCGUUCCACUAUCGCCUCUUCACUGUGUGAGGUAGCAAAAGCCAAGCAUAAAGUGAUUCCAUCGUUCCACUAUCGCCUCUUCACUGUGUGAGGUAGCAAAAGCCAAGCAUAAAGUGAUUCCAUCGUUCCACUAUCGCCUCUUCACUGUGUGAGGUAGCAAAAGCCAAGCAUAAAGUGAUUCCAUCGUUCCACUAUCGCCUCUUCACUGUGUGAGGUAGCAAAAGCCAAGCAUAAAGUGAUUCCAUCGUUCCACUAUCGCCUCUUCACUGUGUGAGGUAGCAAAAGCCAAGCAUAAAGUGAUUCCAUCGUUCCACUAUCGCCUCUUCACUGUGUGAGGUAGCAAAAGCCAAGCAUAAAGUGAUUCCAUCGUUCCACUAUCGCCACUUCCAAUAUAAAUAAUAAUAUAUUCUUUUCAUUACAUUUUCAAUUCCAUUUUCGUUCCUCUUCUUCUCAUGGCGGAGAACCACCACCACCGGAACAACCACGUGCGUCUUCCCACCACGGUGGAGGCUCUUAUAGACAGAAUCUGCCGCGAGCAGAACCAACUUCCGCCGGAUUUCAUCAUCCGCCAACGUCUCCACGAAGUCGGGGAGCAGAAAGCGCUUCAAAUUCUCCAUACCAUCGCUGGAAAGCAAAUCCGAAUCUCUCUCUCGGCUUUCAUCGCCCACAUGCUCAAAAGCUCCGUCUCCGUCACGCCCUCCCCGCCUCGAAUCCUCUCUCCCACGCGCCCUCGCGAACCGUCGUUGGCGUUGCACGCGCUCGGAGAAUUGGAGUUCCGUAAGGCCUUUCUGAUUCUGAGUUACAUUGGAAGCGAGAGUCUUGAGAAUGUUACCGAUGCUGAUUAUUUUAGAAGCCUUAAAGACUUGCCAAUGGUAACGUUUGAGAAAACAGUGUGGGAGGCUUUUGGGAAAGAUCACAUCUACUGUCAAAGUGAUCGGCAAUUGUAUCGUGAUUGGGACUCUGGUCGGACACAUGUAUAUCAAUGUUAUGUUUCUUCGGAUGGGAGCUUAAGGUUCAAGGGGCCCAUACUACAAAGCACACAAACACACUUGCAGAGAUCUCUUGGUGAUGACAAUGUUUUGCUAGUUAAAUUUGCUGACAAUGGGAGUGAGAGGAAUUCAAGGACCAGUGCUGAAGAAGCAAAUGAUCUCUAUGGAAAGUUUGGAAAAGAAGGGAUCAAUGUUGGUCUGCGUUUGUAUCGCUUUUUUGUUUUUAAAGAUGGGGGAAAAGAGGAGCGGAAGAAGGACCCAACAAGUUCCUCUGUUAAGUGUUAUUUUGUUAGGAUGCAAUCCUUUUGUUCUGCAGAUGAGAGUGCUAAUUACAUUUUGUCUAAUAAGACAGUGUCUGAAGCAAGAGCUUUAUUCAUGCAUGCUCACCUGUUACCCAGUUUAGACAAGUAUAUGGCUAGGUUCUCUCUCAUUCUGUCAAAGACCUUCAAACUCAAUAUUGACUUGGCAACUGUGAAUGUCCAAACAAUAGAAGAUGUAUUUUGCCAGGAUGGAAAUGGCAAUGUUAUAUAUGAUAAUGAAAAACUACGUAUUCUCACGGAUGGAACUGGGUUCAUCUCUAGGGAUUUAGCAUUGCUCUGCCCCAAUAGUGUGUACAAAGGAAAUAACUUGGUGAAUAAUUACAUUCAGGAAAUUAACAAUCUUGUGGAUCGGGAGGAUAUGGGUAAGGGAAUGGGAGAAAUGGAGCUGAAGCUGAGCACACAUCAACCGCCUUUGCUGAUUCAGUGCCGUCUCUUUCACAUGGGUCGCACAAUUAAGGGCACUCUUUUGGUUAACAGAAAGCUUCCUCCUAGGACAAUACAGGUUAGGCAUUCAAUGAUUAAAGUUGAGAAAGACCUUAGUCUGAAUAUGCAAAGCAUAAAUUCAUUGGAGGUAGUGAACACAAGCAUCAAGCCAAAUAGAACUUAUUUAUCUAAAAAUCUGAUUGCACUUUUGAGCUAUGGAGGAGUGCCAAAUGAAUUCUUCAAGGCUUUACUAGAGAGUAAUUUGGAAGAUGCAAAUCAUGUUUUCUCCAAUAAGCGUGUUGCACUCAGAGCUUCAAUUAAUAAUGGCACCAUGGAUGAAUACAAUGCAGCAGAAAUGAUUUUAUGUGGAAUUCCUCUGGAUGAGCCAUUUUUGCAGUAUCAUCUGUCUAUACUUGCAAGGGAGGAACGAAAGAAGCUUAGAGGAGGGAAGCUCUAUAUCCCUGACUCUUUCUAUUUAAUGGGGACUGUAGAUCCCACUGGAUGCCUGGAAAAGGAUCAAGUUUGUAUAAUACAAACUCAGGAAAUUAACAAUCUUGUGGAUCGGGAGGAUAUGGGUAAGGGAAUGGGAGAAAUGGAGCUGAAGCUGAGCACACAUCAACCGCCUUUGCUGAUUCAGUGCCGUCUCUUUCACAUGGGUCGCACAAUUAAGGGCACUCUUUUGGUUAACAGAAAGCUUCCUCCUAGGACAAUACAGGUUAGGCAUUCAAUGAUUAAAGUUGAGAAAGACCUUAGUCUGAAUAUGCAAAGCAUAAAUUCAUUGGAGGUAGUGAACACAAGCAUCAAGCCAAAUAGAACUUAUUUAUCUAAAAAUCUGAUUGCACUUUUGAGCUAUGGAGGAGUGCCAAAUGAAUUCUUCAAGGCUUUACUAGAGAGUAAUUUGGAAGAUGCAAAUCAUGUUUUCUCCAAUAAGCGUGUUGCACUCAGAGCUUCAAUUAAUAAUGGCACCAUGGAUGAAUACAAUGCAGCAGAAAUGAUUUUAUGUGGAAUUCCUCUGGAUGAGCCAUUUUUGCAGUAUCAUCUGUCUAUACUUGCAAGGGAGGAACGAAAGAAGCUUAGAGGAGGGAAGCUCUAUAUCCCUGACUCUUUCUAUUUAAUGGGGACUGUAGAUCCCACUGGAUGCCUGGAAAAGGAUCAAGUUUGUAUAAUACAUGAGAAUGACCAAAUUACCGGGGAUGUGUUGGUCUACAGAAAUCCAGGUUUACAUUUUGGCGACAUUCACAUAAUGCGUGCCACACAUGUGGAUAAGUUAGAAUCUUUUGUUGGACAUAGCAAGUAUGCAAUUUUUUUCCCGUGUGUUGGAACUCGCUCAGUGGCAGAUGAAAUUGCUGGAGGUGAUUUUGAUGGAGAUUUGUACUGGGUUUCCAAACAUCCUCAGCUUUUACAAUAUUUCAGAAAGAGUGACCCUUGGAUGGAAAAUUCUGCCCCUUGCCAAUCUGUCCAAUUGGACUCCAGUGCUAAAAAGCCUAGUACAUUUUCAGCCACGGAACUUGAGGAUGAACUUUUUAGACUAUUCCUCAAAACUCGUUUCCAACCAAGUAAUGCAAUGGGUGUGGCAGCUGACAGCNUUGAUCAGCUUUUACAAUAUUUCAGAAAGAGUGACCCUUGGAUGGAAAAUUCUGCCCCUUGCCAAUCUGUCCAAUUGGACUCCAGUGCUAAAAAGCCUAGUACAUUUUCAGCCACGGAACUUGAGGAUGAACUUUUUAGACUAUUCCUCAAAACUCGUUUCCAACCAAGUAAUGCAAUGGGUGUGGCAGCUGACAGCUGGAUGGCACUCAUGGAUCGUCUGUUGACAUUAAAAAAUUACUGCAGUGAAGAGAAUGAGAAGGAGAAGGAGAAAGAAAAUCUGAAAGAAAAUAUACUUAAGUUGAUCGAUAUAUACUACGAGGCAUUAGAUGCUCCUAAGAAGGGAGGGAGAAAGGUACAAGUUCCAGAUGAUUUAAAAGCAGAGAUUUUCCCACACUACAUGGAAAGAGAUAAAUCAUUCACUUCAACCUCUAUUUUAGGUUUAAUUUAUGAUUGGGUUGGUACAUGGCAAACAAAAGACUUAUCUGAGGAAGAAAUUAGAUUGCUCCCCUGUUUUGACGUUGAAGUACCUCCUAGCUGUAUGGAAAAGUGGAACACAAAGUAUAAAGAAUACAGGACGGAAAUGCAUAUUGCCUUGAAUGACAUUAACUCCAACGACGAGGCAGCUAAAGUCAUUAGAAAAUAUAAGGAGGAGUUAUAUGGUGCUACUGCCAUGAUGGAGGAUAGUCCGAAGAAUAUUAGUGAUAUUUAUGACGAGGCUUUGGCUAUUUACCGCUUCUGUUACGAAUAUGCAAUGCUUACAAAUUCAGUAUCUAAAUGUGGCUUUGCUUGGAAGAUUGCGGGUUCAGCUUUGACAAGUCUUUAUAUCAUAAAACAAAAACAGAAGCCUCUGAACUGUGCUCCAUAUGUAUUGCGUGAGAUUUUCAGUUCAUGAAUUAUGCUGCAAACUUCUAUAGUUCAUCAUAAAAGUAUCACUGUUUUAUAGAUUUGAUAUUUCGUUGAUAAGUAUGACUGAUAAAAUUGAAGUAUCGGUAUAUUAUAACUGUUUUUGUAUAGUAUGUUCCAACUUCC